AUGUCUGAUCAAGACACUAGUCCAAAUAAGUUUAGUGAAUUGAGAAACAUCUACAAAUAUUACAUCGAUUCGUAUACUGCAUUGUAUCGGUUGAAAGUUGAAAACGAUGAAGAAUUAAGCUCAAUUUACAAAAUGAUCAAAACAAACUUGAUUGAUUCAGAGAAAUAUCUUCCUGAAAAAAAUUAUAAGAGAUAUUUUUCAUAUCAUUAUCUUUAA
Molecule: messenger RNA, 216 nt
Organism: Trichomonas vaginalis G3
Lineage: Eukaryota; Parabasalia; Trichomonadida; Trichomonadidae
Product: spectrin binding
Exons: 1
Coding region: 1-216 (71 amino acids)
Source: RefSeq, a predicted model, not a curated record